CCGGGAGGCGGCCGCCGUCCCCCCGCCCGCCGGCCGGGGCUGCCCUGCGCGUCCGCGGAAGUGUAGACACUGUGUGGACUUAGACUGGCACGUUUGCAGGGCAAUGGAAACACGCUUACUAGAGAAGAGUUCUAGUUGAAGAUUCUGAUGCUGAAAACAACUGGCUUUCAGAUAGCUGCUGCUGUGACAGAGCAACCAUGAAUUGGAAUGCAAAACCAGAGAGUGCGCCGUUACCACCACCGUAUUCUAAAAGCCAGCCUUUUCUGCAGCAGCCCCUGAUGAGCCAGCUUCUGAACAGCUCCCAGGGUUCUGUCGGCUACCCUGGAAAUCAGGAAGCAUGCAUGUAUCCUGGUAACUCCAGCUCUGUGUCACAACCGCUGCUGAGUAUCCAGAAUUACAAGGCACCUCGUCAGGUUCCUAUUCCUGAUGUGUAUAACAGGACAGUGGUGACCUCACAGACUUUGGUAGAAAGAAUGACAUUUGCAAAUGUCAAAGGACUCAACCAGCCAAGUCAUAAUUUGCCAGUGUCUUCAGGAGUUACGCAGAAUGUGUGGGUGACCUCACCCGUGAGGGUUUCUGUGCCCUCCCAUUCCGGGGCCAGUGCAUCUCAUCACUCUGGCCUUGGAGCUGGUGCGUCCAGCGUGCACGGACUGCAGAGCCAGCAUGUGACAACGGACACCUAUUCCAUGCACCUGCAAGGGGUCCCUUCAAAUUCUGGAAGAGGUCCUGCUGGCUUUCAAGGAAAUCAGGGACUUAGCCAGUGUUUGUCAGAGCAGCAGGUUGAUUGGUCACAGCAGUAUGGAUCUAAUAACUCAACUUACCCAAGUUAUAGGCCACUUCCCAGGCACCACAGUUACUCACCGCACAACUUCUUGCAAGAUCCUCCUGUUCAGAAACAAAACCUCGAGCCACUAGUCUCGUUACAGAUUGUGCCAUCUCCGACGUUGCAAGUUAAAAAUCUCCCAAAUCCUUCUCUGACUUCACAGCCAAAGCAGACGGCAGCUACACCAUCCUAUCACUGUGCUGCUCAGACCGAAAGAAGACUCCCCCCUCUUCUUCCCCGGCCCCCUCCCCCUCCCCCUCCCCCUCCCCCUCCCGCUCAGCCUCCCCUUCCUCCUGCUUACCUCUGCAGGUACACGAGUCAGCCUUCGCCAAGCACUCAGCCUGUGAACAGACUCUUGUCUGUGGAAGUGCCCCAGAGUCAGGAGACGUACCCACCCGGCAUGCAGAAAGAUGCUUGUAGAGGCUUCCAACCGCAGUGGCAAAACACCAGUGAGAACGUCACCCCAGGUGGCAAAUUCUGUGGCUUGAAACUGAAUACCAACGUUAAACAACCUUUCAAUGAGCCAGUUAGACCUUCUGUGCCUAGUGUUCAGGCCGUUGCUGAGAACAAUGAAGAGAAAAGAACUGAUUCUUGCAGUUCAACGUCAGAUCCAGUACUGGACACAUAUAUCACAAAAGAAAAGCUAGUGAGAGACAUUAAAACUUUGGUAGAAAUCAAAAGGAAAUUUUCAGAACUUGCAAGGAAAAUUAAAAUUAAUAAAGAUCUUUUGAUGGCAGCAGGUUGUAGUAAGAUAACUAACACUAGUUACAGUGAACCAGGUAAAAAAUCCGAAUUGCAUCUGAAAGAAACGGCCAAGAUCCAGCCCAGUCCGCAGCCUACCCUGGUAGCUCCGGAGGGCUCAGGGGGUCACCUGGCAGCCGUGGGACCUGCCGAGGACACAAGGAGAACACACUGCAGGGUGAAUCCCGCCAUUCAGGAGAUCAACUGCAAGGAGUUGGAUCAAGUCAGCUCUGUCUGUGUACGGGAGUUGGCAGUGCCAGACCAGGUUCACGAUCUGAAAGUUCUGAAGACACAAGGUGCAGCACCGAGUAGCACCCAGCCUCCAUCAGAAAACUUUGCUGCUGUCGAACAGGAUACCCCAGCCGUUUCUGAAACCAUUUCUGUCCCCCAGACUGUGCCUAACAGGGCAUAUGUACAUCAAAAUAAGCUACUUCUCGAUUUACUCACACAGAAUGAGGAAACUCAGAGUAAAUUAUUAAAAAUUGCCCCACACAUGAUUCAGGAUUCUAAAGCAAACAGUUCUGAAGUGAACCCAAAUACCCAAGUCACAGAUAACCAAUUGACUUUAAAAACAGGAGCAGUGCCAGGUAUUUCUAACGUAAAUGCUGAGGCUUUGGGAAAUUCUCUCUGCCCUGAACGACAGUCUUCCUCAGAAGGAAUACUUGGGCCGAGUCAGUGUUCUGUGGAAUUGUUGGCAACUUGUCUCUCUCUCUGGAAAAAGCAACCGCCAGAAGCUGUGGAGGAUGAACAGUCAGGAACAAGCAGAAAAGCGGUUGGAAUUUCAAAGCCUGUGGAAGUCUGUGUCAGGGGUUCCGUUGCAGGAAAUUCUCAGAACAGAGUAAACGCACAAGAAUCCGUUGUGUCAGCACUACUGCAGAACCAUGAGUCUACCAGCAGUAAUGUGACAAAGGGAACAGAACUGCAAGUUGCUGUAGUGACACCCUUAAUUCUUUCGGAUGUGAAGACCUUGUCUCAAGUCAAAGAAGUGACCCCUGACACCUCACCUGACGUGGUGUAUCCAGUCAUCAAAGAAGGCAGCGUUUGCAGCUUGCAAAGUCGCAUGGCCGAAAACCCCAGACUGCCGGCUGCUUUGAAGGUUGAUGCUGUUGGACCAGUGGCAAGUACUGCAACAUCAACCAAGAUCUUCCCACUGAUGGAGAAGGAAAAGCACAACGAGGCAGCCCCUGGCAGUGUAGAAGGCACACCAGCUACCGAUAAAGGAGGGGCCAAACCAGAACUAGGCAUCCGCUGUCCUCCCACUGCCCAGGAGACCUCGUUUGAAUGGAGCGAAAGUAGUGCUGUGAGUGACAUGUUGCAGAUUGACAGCAUCUGUUCCCUUGUGGAAGGUGAUACCUCUUACAAUUCCCAAAUAGCAAAGAUAUUCAACUGCUCCCCGUUGAGGAAAGUUGAGCCACAGGAACUUUGUGUACCCAGUCAGGAAGUGACCAGUAGUAACCAACAGAAAGAACAGCUAGAUCAUACUGCUGAAGAUGAUGGCUUUGAUUUUCAAAAAGAUAAGCUUGUACAGGGUGCAGAUGUGUCCCCCAAAGAAGUCCGUCCACCAGAGCCCCUGCGACGUCCAGAACUGUCGUCUUCUGAGCUCCUGGAACCAUGUGGAGGAGUUGCAAAGACCAGCAGUUUGGAGCAUGCCAGUCAGACAGAAAGCACAGCGAGCGAAAGGUGGUGUCCAGCUGCUGCCACACCGCAAGAUGCUUGUCCUCGGGAAACUGAUGCAGUUGGCAGAUUUUCUGCCCAAGAUCCCCCAAGCCAUGAGCUGGAUGAUGAUAAAACACCCGUCUGGUACCUACAGGACCAGCUGUCAGAACUUUUAAGACAGUUUCCCUACGGCAUUGAGGCUCUGGGCACACGUGAAUGCUGUGUGCACAAACAGAUGACGCCUGGGAUCUCAGACUGCACUUGUGAGAAGACCACUGAGGAUGGGGACUCCAAGGACUCAGCAGACCGAAUACAAAUCACAGUGUUGAGCUCAGAGCAGAUGAAAGAAUUAUUUCCCGAACAGGAUGAGGAGCCACCUGAUGAUGUUGGCAGAGUGACAGAAACUGAGCAAGAGGAGCCUGUCACAGAAACAGGGAACCCAAGUGACCUGGAAACACCUGCCAAAGGACAAAGGAGCGAUUCUGUGACCCUGGACUCAGAAAAAGACAGCGUCUACUGCUGUGCCUGGGGCUGGCUCUCCAUGGUCUAUGAGGGAGUGCCCCAGUGUCGUUGUGAUUCCAUUAAGAACUCAGUUCCGGUGGAAGAGAAAGGCAGGGAUGGGGGUCCUCCUCUAGAGACCACCAGCUGUAAACAGAGUGAAGGAGCCUCUGCUACGGAUGCCCCUGUUACUAUAUUGGACGAUCUUCCCAGUGAUCCAAACGUGACACUGACUCCUGGAGAAGAGAAAGGCAAUCUUCCUGAAACACAAGGAAACAAUACAAAAGAUCCGGACAGAAUGAAGCAGGGUACCCCAGUGUGGACAGCAAAGGAAGACAUUGAUGAGUUUUCUCCUAAAUGUGAUAGGGACGAUACAAAAGAUAGGUCUCAGUCAAACCAGAAUGACUCCACCAAAGGUAGAUCUCAGUCAAAACAGAAAAACUCACCAAGGACGGAGCAAGAACCCAGUGGUCAGUUUUCACCUGGAUGUGAGAACAGCAGUACAAAGGGCGUAUCCCAGUCAAAACAGGGUAGCUCACUGAGAGCAGAGGGAGAAUCAUCUGGUCAGGGUUCCUCCAAGUGUGGCAGCAACAACCUGAAAGACAGAUCCCAAACGAAAGAGAAGGGUUCGCUAAAGACAGAGCUUUCAGCUAGAUGCGAUAGCAACAACACAAAAGGUGCACCCCAUUCCAAACAGAGCAGUACCUCGCUAAGGACAGAGCAGGACCUCGCUGGGCACGGUUCAUUCAAAUGUGACAAAAAGCCAGAUCCUUUGCAAAGUCACAAAAAGAAAAGGAAACUGAAGUUCCACGAGGUAACAUUUCACUCCACUAACAAGAUGACGGCAUUCUGCGAAAAAGCUUUUCAAGGGAACCUGCGCAAGAAAACACAGACCCCUGGGUCAAUCAAAGCAGCGACAGGUUUUGUGACACACAAAGAUCAGUGUAGCAGGGGUGGUUCUUGGAUGCAGUCUGUGUCACCAGAGAAGACAAAAUUGAAAUUCAAAGCAGGGGGCUCCAGACUCAAAUAUUUGGAGAAAAGGAAGUUGGACGUAGGGCACGUACUGGAUAAUGAGGUAAAGAAGAAGAAAUGUGACGGGCAGGAGCAGAACAGACAUGUGGGAAGUGCACCCUCAUCGUGUGACACUACAUCCAACACACAUGAGAGAACCAGUGUGAAAGACAAGACGGCAGCGCCCACUGCUACGUCCUCAGACUUGAAGCAUGGUUCGUCCAAAUUUAAGAGAGUGAUAACGGCCAAGGAGUAUUUACAAAGGCAGAAGCUUAAAGAAGCAGUGGGUAGUAAGGCGCCUAAGGAAAUAGGUGAGAAAGGUGUGCCAAGUGAGUCUGGACACACGACACCCAACAGGCCUCAGCCGCUCGCGGGGAGCUGCGGGAAGUCAAGCGAGAGACACAGUAGUGGGGGGUUGGCCUUCAAAGAAUCGUCAAAUACUUCCGCAAGCCGUAGCAAAAACCUCAAAAACCCACAUCCUGAGGAGUCUAAGACACACAGCAUCUCAAAGAGCAGUAAAGGAAAAGCUGAUGGGAAGCAGCCGGACAAAACGUGCGUGGACAAAACCAAACCGGACAAAGAACUGACCCAUGUAAACAGUGAUGCGAAAUUCGGCCCUGUGCCUCCCCAGGCAAAGGAUCAAAGGAAAUCGUAUCUGAACAGAGUCGCCUUUAAAUGCACUGAACGGGAAAGCAUUUGUCUUUCCAAGUUGGAGAACUCACCCAGGAGGCUGAGUGAUAAGGAGCAAAGACAGGAUGAUAAACCUGCAGUGAAGGAGGCCACAGAAAAGCUGAGCAUGCUGGAGUUCAAGUUAUGUCCAGAUGUGCUGCUGAAGAACACGAAGCCCGGGGAAGAGCGCAAGGAUCGGAAGCCUCGCGUGAAGGAGCAAGCCCCUGUGCAAGUUUCAGGAAUAAAAAGCACAAAAGAAGACUGGUUAAAAUGUGUAACUACGAAGAAAAGAAUGCAGGAAGCCAGCCAAGAAAUAGAUGUUAAUCCAAGACUCUGCAAAAGAAGCAUCAGUGCGCUUGGCUUUGAGACUCUACAAAACCCUGCGAAAGAUUCGAAAGCGAUGUUUCAGACCUACAAACAGAUGUACCUAGAGAAGAGGAGCAGGAGCCUGGGUAGCAGCCCUGUGACGUGAACACCGUGAGUGCCGCUGGGAAAGCGGUGGCUUCUGUUCAGAGUGUCUUGCUGGAAAUACUCGGUCUCCACAGGAAAGAUUACUUGGUCAGAAUUUGUUUACCACCUAGGUUCUGUGCUUCGUUGAAUUAGCUUAAUGAAAAUGGCUUAUGACCUUUGGGUAAGCAAGCGUACGUGGAUGGUGUCAGUCAGGGAAGCCAUAAGGUAUUUGAACUUCUACCUGAAUCAAGUUUACCAUUAUUUCAAAAGGCUUGCGUGUGCAAAUCUUACUUGGAAAUGCUGACGUUAGGUCCAUCUUGAGGGAGGACUGUCACUUACACUUUGGUUUAUUAAACUGUAGUUGUACAUACAUUUUUUUUUCUAAGCUCCAUUAACAAAACUUAUUUUUCAAAAGCUCACUGUGAAUGUCAAAAUAUAUUCUUAAGUAUUUUAUAUCUAAUUGUAAACUUUUUUCCAGAAGUCUUGUUUUCUACUUGUUAAAACUGAACGCAAUUUUUGGAUAAUGUUUU
This is a messenger RNA of Lepus europaeus (European hare), 6378 nucleotides long. RefSeq names its product retroelement silencing factor 1 (gene RESF1). Lineage: Eukaryota; Metazoa; Chordata; Mammalia; Lagomorpha; Leporidae. The transcript is spliced from 5 exons. The record is from RefSeq and is a predicted model, not a curated record. Gene Ontology annotation, cellular component: nucleus. Gene Ontology annotation, molecular function: histone methyltransferase binding. The coding region runs from base 198 to 5870 and encodes 1890 amino acids.